Messenger RNA from Ostreococcus lucimarinus CCE9901, 846 nucleotides. RefSeq lists its product with no specific name. The transcript has a single exon. Lineage: Eukaryota; Viridiplantae; Chlorophyta; Mamiellophyceae; Mamiellales; Bathycoccaceae. Bases 1 to 846 code for a protein of 281 amino acids. The record is from RefSeq and is a predicted model, not a curated record.
AUGCGCGAGGCCGAGGACGACGCCGCCGUCGCGCGACUUCGGCGCGAGUUCCCGCGCGCGACGCUCGCGAUGCGACGCGACGGCGACGACGACGACGCGCGGACGACGGUGACGUGCGAGGAGACGUCGCACGCGGUGUCGUGGACGGGCGAGACGCGCGAGGUCGGGGAGCGAGCGAUGCGCGCUCACCUGGGCGGGAAAAAAUUCGCGAAGGCGACGGCGAGGGCGGCGCGCGAGGCGGAUUUGAAGCAGUACGAACCGCACAUCGUGCCGAGCGCGUACAGGAGUGGAUACGUGUUUUGUAGACUCACGGGAGCGCGCGUGCGGGCGAGCGAGGAGGCGGUGGUGAGACACGCGAGCGGACGGCGGUUCGAACGAGCGCACGCGGCGGCGGCGGCGGGACGGACGACGCCGUUGGAGGAGAAGGAUCCGGUCGUCGAGGAAGCGGCGCGCGAGGCGGAUCGAGAGGCGCAACUCGCGCGGGCGAGUGUGAAUAAGGCGGCGAAGGAGGCGCGCGCGGAGAAGAUGCAGAUGGAGAAGGAGGCGAAGAAAUCGGAGAAGGAGGCGGCUCGCAGACGCAAGCGCGAAGCCGGCGGCUUCGACGACGAGAUGGGGUGCUGGGUGCCGCCGAGUCACGUUAUCGACAGCGAAGACGACGACGAGAGCGAAGACGACGACGAGGACGACGAGGACGAGACGCACGGGCAGAAUGAUUUAGAGGAUGACUUUUACGAAGACGCGAGCGAUUCGAGCGACGAAGACGACGACGACUUAGCCGCCAUCGUGGUCGCCCCUGGGUCGAGAAAGCGCGCUCGCGAGACGACUACAACAACGGCGAAAAAAUAG